Molecule: messenger RNA, 4622 nt
Organism: Mauremys mutica (yellowpond turtle)
Lineage: Eukaryota; Metazoa; Chordata; Testudines; Geoemydidae
Gene: MUC4
Product: mucin 4, cell surface associated
Exons: 14
Coding region: 146-4375 (1409 amino acids)
Biological process (GO): cell-matrix adhesion
Source: RefSeq, a predicted model, not a curated record
GCGGUUGGGAUGCCAGGCGGGAACUCAAAGCCAAGUGCCGACGCUCGGACACGUCACUUUAUUGCCGGGCGCUCAUGUGCGAGCGACAGGAAUGUGUGUUCCCAGGGGCUGGCCAGGAACAUGGACGGUCUCGCUUCACUGAGCCAUGGGGACCUGGAGCCCAAUCUCCUGGGCCUGCUUAGGCUGCUGGCUGUGGAUUCUACACGCCUGUGCAGCCCUGGGGCCCACCUCUGCGGUCCCAGAGGAUGAGUUCACCCCUGGAGCCGGGUCUCCCACGGCGGAGGGCAGUUUGCUCCGUGCCGGAGUCCUGGCAGCCACAGAGACAGCAGUCACCUCGGCAGCACGAUCUCCUCCGUCCCUGUCCGACAUGGCCGCAAACCCUGCCGUGACCACGUUGCCUGGAGAAAGAGCCAUUUCAAGCCGCCACGCCAGCGAAGCCAGCGCCUCUUUUCCGGCAGAAGUAACUAGUUUGGCGUCAGCAGUGAAUGGGGGCAAUGUAAAUUCUGUCCCUGAAACAGCAUCUUCCCCCCUAGAGCCAGUAGCCAGCGGCGGUGAAGCAGCCGAGAUCCCUACAGAAGAAGCAGAAACUUCAGCGAGCCUGACCAACUCUUCGCACGCCUCUCUGGAAAACAGGACAGUUGCCACGACUCCGGCAGGAGAAGCGGUCGCCACGUUGGCCUUGUUCUACUCCAGCCCAACAGACCCUCACCCGACCCGCUUCUCACAUUCCGAGCUGGAGGUAACGGGAUCCGUUCCUGGCGCGUUCUCCGGUGUCACCACCUCCUCUUCUCUCUCUGCAGCUCCUGAGGACGGGAGAGCCACACCCAGCACUGCAGGGGGGCCAGAGGACUUGGCAUCCACUGGCACGGCUGUGUCUAAUGGAACACCUCCCUCUCCAUCGGUGGGAGAGGUGGAGUCAACUCCUGCAGCAUUCCUGUCUCCCGCUGCCUCUCCCACUGAGGCCCCUGUUUCAGAGACCGAAAGUCCAGGGCAUGAUGGGUCUAGUGCUCCAAAAUCCCCAGAACGACCUUCAGAGAGUGAGACAUCUGCACUGGCAGGGGAAACAUCCCCACCUGCCUUUGUAGCUGGGUGGGAAGAGGCUGGGUCAUUAGGACCUGCAGAGACCAAGGGAGAGGGGCUCUCCCCAAGUGCAUUUCCCAGCAUUACUGGUUCCGAUCAUCUGGCUUCAGAGAGCAAGACAGUUACUGCCCCUGCAGCUCUGGAAGGAAGAGGGGAUACAGGUAAGUCCGUGUCAGCCACAAAUGAGGAAACCCCAAUAUCUGCGAUUGAUACCCAGAGCCAAACAAAUCCCUCGCCCGCCGACGCAGAGCAGAGUCUGGCUAAUACAGAGGAGCUACCGACAGGAGAUCCGGGGGCUUUGUCCAAAGCCGAAACCUCCCCUCGUUCAUUUCUAGAGCCUGGGACGGUGACAGCCAUACCUACGGCCCCGUCUGCCGUCCCGUCUCCCAGGGACAUCCCUGCCGAGCCGUCCCUUUCAGAGAGUGAAAGUACAGGAUCCUCCUCGGCUGGACUCUCUGGUGCUCCCAGUUCUCCUCAGCCCCCUCCAGACGCUGCCGCAGGGACAGCCCCUGUCGCUACUGGGGUGGGAGAGGAAUUGGCAAACUCUGCCAAUGCUAGUGUGAGGGGAACACCCCUCGCUCCAUCAGGCCUAGAGUCUGCGUCACCUGCUGCCGCAGCCAAAGGUCCUGCAGGAGCAGAUGUUUCUGGAGGCUUUGCCAGUGGGGUAGCUGCACCCUCCAAUGCAGAGCUAGCAGCCACAACAUCUCAUGCGGGCACCCUGAGUGAAACAGAUCCCCUGCCCCGGGGCGCAGAGCCGAGUCCAGCCCCUAUGGACAAUCUGCCAACAGGAGAACCCGGCGCGUUGGCUGUGGAUUCUCCUCAGCCAUCCUCGGCUCGCGAGACAGCGCUGGCCCCGGCACCUGCAGAAAACAGAGGGGAUAUGGCUGGUCUGGUGCCUGUGGCGCAUGGAGAAACCCCAAUUUCCAACCCCAGUCUCCAGAGUGCAACAAAUCCCUCACCCUCCGUCCCAGAGCGGAGUCCCGGGGACGCAGCAGAGCUGCCUGCAGGAGAAACAGGAGCCUUGGCCAGCGCCGAAGCAUCCCCCCAUGCGCCCUUAGGAGACGGGACCGUGCCAGGCAGACUGGCUCCAUCGGGAGGAACAUCCCCACCUGCCUUUGCAUCUCCCAGCAGAGCCCUGGCUGAGCCUGAAACAACGGGCGAUGCAACAAACGGAUUGUCCGGUGCUCUCGGGGCUCCCCGUCCAGCCCCUGCGAGGGAGACGUCUGCGUCCAUCUUUGUAGUGCCUGGGGACCCAGCCUCUGUCCCCGCCAUCUCAGACUCACCGGGAGGCCCCAGCACCGUGGGUUCUGCUCCUCUGUCUUCAGCUGGCGAGAGAGUUACCGUCCCCCCUGUAGCUACGGAAGGAAGAGGGGACGCGGCUGGUUCCGCGUCCGCAGCCAACGAGGAAACCACCACCUCUAACCCCGAUGCCCAGCACGCAGAGGCGAGUCCAGCAGGGGGGGCAGAGCUGCCCCCAGGAGAAAGAGACGCUUGGGCCAAUGCUGAGACCUCCCCAUAUUCAUCCUUAGGGGAUGGGAGAGUCACAGGAAUACACACGCCAUCGGGGAAAACAACCCCAGCUGCCUUUGCUUCUCCCGGCGAAACCGCUGCUGGGCCCUCAGCUUCAGAGACUGCCCGGCCAGGACCUUCAUUGCCUAGCGCCCCGGUGCCCUCCCCCUCCUCUCCUGAGAGGCCGACAGUAACUGGGCCCGCUGGGGUUGCGAAAGAAGCAGCCGUCUCUGCCGGUGACUCAGGAGUGCCCGCAGCAUUCCCAGCACUGGAGGCAGUGACCGGGCAAUCGCUAACGACGCUACGCCUGGCCACCUCUCGUACUCCCGCUGCCAUGGGAUCCCACUCCCCUUCCCUCCAUUCGGAGAAGGGGAAAACGCCCCCAGAACCGGGGGCAAACCCGGGUUCGGCUGGUGUGUCCCACGUGCCAGCUGCCACCACUCCAGCACCCUCCAGAGGACGGGCAGCGACACCGUUCCCCCUCGCGGGAACAACAGCCCUUCGGUCCGAUACCAGAGCAGGGUUUGUCCAGGAGAGACCAGCGUCUGUUUCAGCUGGGACCAGAGAGGCCCCUACAAGUGGUACAAGACAGUCAGCAACAGUUGCAGCCGUGCCACUGUAUCCAUAUGGAGCAAAGGAAAGCGAUAAGCAAUACGUGGAGAGAAGAGUGGAUUUUAACUCCCGUGUCUUCAAACCCGAGAUUGGGUUCCCGUUUGGGAAAACGCUGCGCGAUUCUCUAUACUUUACAGACAACGGACAAAUCAUUUUUCCAGCCUCGGACAGUGACGUGUUCCCAUCUCCAAACCCACCUCCCGGAGGAUUUACCGGCCGUGAGAAAGUUCCAGUGGUUGCUGUGUUUUGGGCUAACGCGGAUUUCUCCAAGGGCAUUGGCAGCAUCUUUUACCAGGAGUUCGUUACUCUGGAUUCUGCCGAACACCCCUUUGUCCGAGACGUGGAGACCAAGAUUCGGCGAUACCUGAAGACUUCGUACUCUGCAAAAUGGACCCUUAAGAUCACGUGGGAGAAGGCCCCGGCCUAUCCAGCAUGGCAGCCCGUCACUCGGACAAACACGUACCAGGCUGUCCUCACCACGGAUGGAAUCAAGUCCUAUGUCCUCAUCCUUUACCAAGAUGGCGGCAUGCAAUGGGAUUACACCAAGCUGGGUUUGACCAGCGUGCUGAUGGGCUACUCCAGCGGGGAUGGAUUUUACCGAAACGACGAUCUGACCCGAAGGCCCCCAGCCGCCAAAUAUCGCCCCGACCAGUUCAGAGGCUACAACACAGAUCUGCGCGGGCUGUGGAUAUACAGUCUAGCCAGUCACGUGCGUGUGAACUACAGACUGAGGUGUCUGGCCUGGCUUAGCACGCAGCAAGAUCCCGCCGGUUGGAACAAGGAUCUGCCGUCCUGCCCUUGCUCUCUGCGACACGGAGCGUUGGAUCGGCACUACCGACGGAGCAGAGGAGGUUUGGCGGACGCCCGUGUGACGAUGCUGUAUCCAGCCUCCCCAAACCAAUACGGCGCCGGGGUCCGGUGUCUCUACAACAGCCACAACGAGCUCGUCGACGGGCGGCAGGAGAGAUCCUGGAAGGACUCGCGCCAAGCGUCCCCUGACCGCGAUGCAGAGUUAAAGUUACACGACUGGUGCUGCCGGCAGGCGGGGAGCCCCCAGCUCUGUGCUAAGUACAGUCAGAAGAGACCAAAGAUCAGCUGUGCUGGACACAGGCUGCCAAACCAAACAACGUCCUCAGAAGAGGCAGCGAGCGACUCCGAGGAGGGAAGAGAUUGAGAAUCCAUCUGCUCCAGGCCUUUGCUAUUCUCCACGGCCAGCCUCGCUCCUCUAACGCUUUGCUAAGUGGGACCAGUAAAGAAUCUGUAAUGCGAUUUGAGAUCCCCUCCGUGGAUCGUAGGGCUGAAGUGUUCCUCAUUUGCAGAGCUGGUGGGACGCUGCGGGGGGGAAAUCCUGCGGGUUUUUGUAAGAGGGUGUCCGUGUUACCCAAGAGCAAUUCCUGUUUGCAAAUAAAGACUGGGAAGAG